This is a messenger RNA of Oppia nitens, 3402 nucleotides long. RefSeq names its product unconventional myosin-Ic-like (gene Myo61F). The record is from RefSeq and is a predicted model, not a curated record. The transcript is spliced from 13 exons. The coding region runs from base 106 to 3213 and encodes 1035 amino acids. Gene Ontology annotation, molecular function: ATP binding; actin filament binding; microfilament motor activity. Gene Ontology annotation, biological process: actin filament organization; vesicle transport along actin filament. NCBI's taxonomy places the organism in Eukaryota, Metazoa, Arthropoda, Arachnida, Sarcoptiformes, Oppiidae. Gene Ontology annotation, cellular component: cytoplasm; vesicle; actin cytoskeleton.
AUGUGAUUAUUCAUCAAAUGCAAUAACUAAAUUUUUGAAUUCAACUAAUUAUAAAGCAAUUGUUAUAAUCAGUAAAUUAGUCGAUAAUAACAACUAACCAAAAAAAUGGUUUUAUUAACACGAAUGGAGAGUGAAUUACACGCCAGAGAUCGGGUCGGUGUCGAAGACUUUGUCCUACUCGAGGAUUAUACCGAUCCGAAUGCUUUUAUGGACAAUCUUAAGAAACGGUCCAAAGAAAACUUGAUUUAUACAUUUAUCGGACAAGUAUUAGUAUCGGUUAAUCCGUACAAAAAUUUGGAUAUCUAUUCAAAUGAUAUGAUAGAGACGUACAGAAAUGUCAAUCUCUAUGAACUGCCACCACAUAUUUUUGCCAUUUCCGACGUAUCUUAUCGUUUGAUGCGUGAAGAAUGCAGAGAUCAAUGUAUCCUAAUAUCUGGCGAAAGCGGUUCCGGCAAAACAGAGGCAUCGAAAAAGAUAUUGCAAUUCUUGGCGGCCGCCAGUCAUCACAAUCCCACUGUCGAGUCGGUCAAAGACAGACUACUUCUAUCUAAUCCAGUACUGGAAGCGUUUGGCAAUGCAAAGACAAACAGAAACGACAACUCGAGUCGUUUUGGAAAAUAUAUGGACAUCGAGUUUGACUAUUUGGGUACUCCUUUGGGCGGACAUAUCAACAACUAUUUGUUGGAAAAGUCAAGAGUUAUUCACCAGAAUAAGGGUGAAAGAAAUUUCCAUAUUUUCUAUCAGCUCAUCAACGGUGCCGACGAUGAGACUUUGGGUCAAUUGUUUCUCCGAAGAGAUCCUCAAAGUUAUUAUUAUCUGAAUCAAGGAGAUAGUGAUGACAUCAUCGGUACCGACGAUGCAAAACAAUACAGUAUUGUCACGAAUGCGUUCAAAGCAUUUGAUUUCAAAGACAACGACGAAAUGAAUCUGUUGUCGAUUGUGGCCUCAGUUCUUCAUUUGGGAAACACCGGGUUUUACGAAGAGAACGGCGAAGCAGUGAUCGCACAGUUGAAGACUGUGUCGCAUAUUUGCAAACUAUUGAAAUGCAAAGAAGAUUUACUACAGGAAGCUCUGACCAAUCGGACAAUUGAGGCCAGAGGUGAGUCCGUGAGUACACCAUUAACCAGAGAUCAGGCUAUCUAUGCUAGAGAUGCAUUGGCUAAGGCUGUCUACGAAAGACUGUUCACUUGGUUGGUGAACAAACUGAACGAAUCGUUGGAAAGUAAGGGUCAUCGGUCACGAAAAACACUGAUGGGUUUGCUUGAUAUCUAUGGUUUUGAAAUAUUUACGAAAAAUAGUUUUGAACAGUUUUGUAUCAAUUAUUGUAAUGAAAAACUUCAGCAAUUGUUUAUCGAACUGACCCUCAAAUCAGAACAGGAAGAGUAUCGACGCGAAGAAAUUGAAUGGGAGCCAAUCGAGUAUUUCAAUAAUCGCAUUAUCUGUGAUCUCAUUGAGGAACGGCAUAAAGGAAUUAUAGCACUGUUGGAUGAGGAAUGUCUUCGUCCCGGAGAUGCCAGCGAUGAUACCUUUUUAGAGAAGUUGGAGCUCAAUGUUGGCACUCAUCCACACUUCUGUAGCCAUAAUACCGGUGACAACAAAACCAAGAAAAUCAUUGAAAGAAAUCAAUUCAGACUCAGUCACUAUGCGGGCGAAGUUGUCUACAAUAUAUCUGGUUUUCUCGACAAAAACAAUGACCUAUUGUACAGGGAUUUGAAACGAGCCAUGAAUUCAUCGGGUAAUCCGAUUAUACAGAAAGUGUUUACACAAAAUGAAAUCAAUAGCAAAAAGCGGCCGUUGACUGCUGGCACUCAAUUCAAGAAUAGUUUAUCUAAACUGAUGGACGCACUGUUAUCGAAGGAGCCCUGGUAUGUCCGAUGUAUCAAACCUAACGACAAUAAGAUGCCCAAUCAGUUUGACGAACAAGUGGUCAGACAUCAGGUCAAGUACUUGGGACUGAUUGAGAAUCUGAGAGUCAGAAGAGCCGGUUUUGCUUAUCGGCGCACUUAUGAUGCGUUUCUUCAUCGCUACAAAAGUCUAUGCCCACAGACUUGGCCACACUUUAACGGUACGGCCAAAGAUGGUGUUCGCGUGUUAGUCAAUUACUUGGGCUAUGACCUGGAUCAAUAUCGUAUGGGUAAAACCAAAUUGUUUAUACGAUUUCCAAGAACUUUGUUCGACAUCGAAGACGCAUUCCAGCAGAAGAAACACGAAUUGGUGGCUAUAAUACAGGCAAGAGUUAAGGGUAGACAACAGAGAAAGAGGUAUCUGGAGAUGAGACAAGCCGUUACUGUGAUAGCCAGCUAUUGGCGUAGAUUUUUGGCCAUCAAAUUGUUGGCCAGAAGACGACUGGCCGCCCAUAUUAUUCGGACGUUUAUUAAGGGUUUUAUUACACGCAAUGAACCCGAAAAUGAUUGCAACCGUGCAUUUGUGAAGAAUGUAAGGGCCGAGUGGUUGAAAAGAUUAUCAAAACAAUUGCCGAAAAGUGUUUUGGAUAAGAGUUGGUCAAAUGCACCGAAAUGUUGUCUAGAAACAUCGGAAUUGUUGAGAAAAUUGCAUCAGCGAUGGCUCGUCAGGAAAUAUAUCAAAAGUAUUAGUCCCGAAAGGAAACGUCUGAUGGAUGAAAAAGUUGUGGCCGAAGAGCUGUUCCGCGGAAAGAAGAUUAGCUAUCCAUCGAGUAUUAGAUAUAUGUUUAAAGAGAAUCGAUUGAGUUCCGAAUUGGAAACACUUAGACGAAGUAUAUUUGAAACAAAACAUAUAAGAAGUGACGAAAAGACCAUCUAUUGUACACAAGUCGUCAAAUUUGAUCGACACGGCUAUAAACAAAGGCCGCGGAUAUUAUUGUUGACCAAUAGUGCCAUUUAUUUACUAAACGAAAAGGAUAUGAAACCUAAACACCGGUUACCGUAUAAAUCGAUUACCGAAAUAGUGGUCAGCGAUCUAAUGGAUGACCUAAUGAUAAUCAAAAUUCCCGCUGAGCUUAAACAAGACAAGGGAGACCUAAUACUUGAUUGUAAGCAACAUAUUAUCGAAGUGGUGACUAAAAUCAUUAUUAUGAACAAAGAUAACAGUAAAUUAAAUGUUGUCAACACUGGCAGUAUUACACAUUUAAGUAGCGAUGGAAAAGUGGGACAAAUUUCGUUUAGUAAAGGCAUUGAAAACGGUAUCAUUAAGAGAAAGGAUGGAGUCUUACAAGUGACAUCAAAAUCGCCAUAAAAAUCGCAUAUUUUUCUACUAAAAUACUAAAUCUAGUCUUCAAAUAAAAAAGGCACACAUUUUUAAAAAAAUAAUUAUCACUACCGUUAUAGACAAGAGAUUAGUGCCAAACAUAUUAUAAUAAACACAUUAAUUGAUUUACAAAUCUAUUUAAAAUUUAUAUUUAUUAUUAUUAAUUAUUACCUGAAU